Molecule: messenger RNA, 615 nt
Organism: Cylicostephanus goldi
Lineage: Eukaryota; Metazoa; Nematoda; Chromadorea; Rhabditida; Strongylidae
Source: the annotation of a GenBank genome assembly
AUGCUCGUAGCAAAGCCAGCAGGCAUGUUUGCAGGCGGACUGAUUUUCUCCGACAAAUUUAUACAAAUCGCAACUAAACUGCCCUCAGAAGCAAUGUUCGGAUGGGGAGAAAAUGUUCAUCCAACGCUAAAGCAUAACUUCAAUCGGUACACUACAUGGGCAAUGUUCGCAAGGGAUGAACCACCAAGUUCGAACCAUAUUGAAACGAAAAACCUUUACGGGGUUCAUCCGUUCUACAUGGUGCUGGAGCCAGGCGGCAAAGCUCAUGGAGUGCUGAUCCUCAAUAGCAAUGCACAGGAAAUAACGACUGCACCAGGGCCUACACUUAUCUACCGGACCAUCGGAGGCAUUCUCGAUCUAUAUUUCUUCCCAGGUCCCACUCCGAGGGAAGUAACGGAACAAUACCUUGCAUUAGUCGGGAGGCCUUGUUUGCCAGCUUAUUGGGGACUGGGCUACCAAAUAUCUCGUUAUGGCUAUAAGGAUUUAGAAGAGAUGAAGAGCAUAAUAGAACGAAAUGUUGCAGCAGGAAUUCCUUUGGAUACAGUAGUGGUAGACAUCGAUUACAUGGAGAGAUACAAAGAUUUCACCAUUGGCGAGGUUUGCUUUUAUUAUUGA